AUGGAUGCAAAAAAAUCUAUUAGCUUGAAGGCACUGGUGGACAAGAAGAGAAACAAAGUUGUACUGGUGGAAUCUGGUAAAGAUUUUGUUGAUGUUCUCUUCAGUUUUUUGACAAUGCCCAUGGGAACAAUAAUCAGGCUCAUCAGUAAUGGACCACCAACAGUUGGGAUUGGUUGCAUGAACAACUUAUAUGAAAGUGUUGAAAAUCUUGGUGCAAUGAUUUUCCGUAAUGAAACAUGCAAGAAAAUGUUGCUUCGCCCUCAAAAUGCGGCUGCAACGUAUUUUAACAUGUUUUAUCCCCGAUGUGGAAGCGUAUUUGUAAAAGGAACGACCUGCUUUAUAGUUACUGAUAAAUUACAAGUGAUGCCUGCAUCAACUGCAGUAACCGUUUCACUUCUUACCAAGGAUGGUGUCAAAGAUGCCAGCGCCAUUGAGGAGAUGACUUUUGACAUUGGAGAGAAUGAGGUUUUGAACUUGCUCAGGUGCUUAUUAGUGUCAAAGACACCUUUGACUGAUACUUUUCUGCAGGAUAAAAUAGUGUCUGCAAUCAAAGAAGAUUUUAAAAGUGGCUUAAUUAGAGCGAAAAAAGAAGAAUAUGAAUCAAAAGGGAUUAAAAAGAUUGAUGUCAGGCUUUUACUUAGCAAAUCUAAAAACAUGUUAUGUUAUGCAGAGGCUAGUGAUGAUUUUGUUGAUUUAGUCUUCAGCUUUCUUACCAUUCCUCUUGGAUGUUUUGCAAAAGAAGUGCAUGGUAGCGAUUGUUCGAUAGGUUGUGUAAAUAAUUUGUAUAAUAGUGUUCAGCAGCUUGAUUCUGACAAAUACCUGAAGUCAAAUGAGCACAAAGAGUUUCUACUUAGUCCCAAGAUUGCACCUGGUUUUGGAAUUCAGAAUCAGCUGCUACGCUUGGAGGAAGUUGUUAGAGGCCACAAACCUUGUUAUACUUGCAAUGAAAUUUCAUUUUUAUCCUGUCUUUUGAACGUAAUGGAUCCUCAAUCACCCUACAAGAAUUACCUGUGUGAAUAUGAUGGAGGAUUUGUUCUCUGUCCUGGAAUGUUCACAGUUGCUGACAACCUAAUCAUAACUCCCAUAUCCCCGGUUUCUGGAUUGUCUGUUCUGAAAGAAUUGAAGGUACCUUUCAGUGACGUUGAGGAGCAUGUUGUGCAUGUUGGCUACGAAGAGGCUGUGCGUCUGAUGAUAGCUUCUCUUGUAUCUGAAUCUGCCUUAUCUGAUACCUUUGGUAUCCCUAAACAGCCUAAAAAUGUCAAAUCUUUUGAAGGUGAAUAG
Dovyalis caffra is the source of this 1281-nucleotide messenger RNA. NCBI's taxonomy places the organism in Eukaryota, Viridiplantae, Streptophyta, Magnoliopsida, Malpighiales, Salicaceae. The record is from the annotation of a GenBank genome assembly.